Messenger RNA from Amblyraja radiata (thorny skate), 2772 nucleotides. It is a transcript of the gene nudt19, whose product is annotated as nudix (nucleoside diphosphate linked moiety X)-type motif 19. The transcript is spliced from 4 exons. The record is from RefSeq and is a predicted model, not a curated record. The coding region runs from base 587 to 1759 and encodes 390 amino acids. Gene Ontology annotation, cellular component: mitochondrion. NCBI's taxonomy places the organism in Eukaryota, Metazoa, Chordata, Chondrichthyes, Rajiformes, Rajidae. Gene Ontology annotation, molecular function: hydrolase activity, acting on acid anhydrides, in phosphorus-containing anhydrides.
CCGCCUCCGCGCGCUCCCGCCAACAGAGGCCGCGCGACCUCCGCUGGGGCGCGCACAUUGGCCGCGGCACCAACCGUUCCAGAGGACUCGCCGGGGGGAGGAGCGCGGCCCUGGGGCGCUGGCACCGGCACUGGCACUGGACGGUGAGGGGAGGAGUGAGUGGUGUCCGCAUCCGACGGUAAGGGGGAGGGAGAACCGGAGGGUAAGAUGCCAGAUGAUGGAAGGCAGCAAAUGUGAUACCUUUAUUCAAGAAGGGCAGCAGGGAUAAGACAGUGUCCUUGGUUCCAGAGCCUUUCAAGAUUAUCCGUAUUGCUGGACCAAUUGUGGUCACGGCCUCUGGGAGAAGUCCAAUGGUACCAGAAUACCCUAGGUCCCCGAGGGGGGCAAGAUACCAGCCUUCAACAUCAGCCUCAGAAGUCAGCUAUGGGAAUGGGCCAGAGUUCCAGAGCCUGGACCGCAGUGGCAAGUUCCAGCUGCAGCUGGCCAUAAAGGCGCAUCACAGCCAUCCCCUUCAUCCAGAUUGUCCAGUGAACCAUCUGCGCCUGGCCACCUCCCACAGCUGACUUUUGAGGGCGCGGAAGCAACGAUGAAUAGAGACUUAAAAUACUGGAAGGAGUCAGCGACUGUGAUCCUGGCUGCAGGUAUCCGAAAUCACAAAUUGAGCGAAAAUGGUAUCAAUACACAAAUCUCUCAGCAACCACAGGAGCGGAACCUAACUCUGUCAAGCGUGGCAAAGUCAGUAUGUGAUUUUGCCUUGCUUUUGUUACAACGGAAUCAGAGAAGCACAUUUUUCCCCAAUGCUUACGUGUUUCCAGGAGGUCGAAUCAGCACAGCUGAUUUUUCCAACGAGUGGAUCCAGUUGUUCCAUCCUUAUUGCCAGUCGCCCAACUUGAAAUUGGAUACAGUCAAGCAAACUGAUCGGAGGUCUUCAAUCUUUGCAACGCACAGGGGAAAACUUGGAUCUCAAAUAGCUGGAGAGGUAGCUUUCCGUAUAUGCGCCAUUAGGGAGACUUUUGAAGAAUCUGGGAUACUCCUUGUUAAGCCGAAUAGCCCUGACAAAGACUUGAACAAGCAAGGGGUCAUACAGCUUGCACAUUACGAUCAAAACAAACUUGCAAGUUGGAGGCCACUUGUGCAGGAAAAUGCAGCAAAUUUUAUAAGACUGUGCAAAGAGUUGGACUGUUUACCAAAUAUUUGGGCAUUGAAGGAGUGGAGUAAUUGGUUGACUCCCACAAAUCAGGGGAGUAAAAGGUUUGAUACUGCCUUCUUCAUCUGUUGUUUGGAAGAAAUCCCUUUCACAGUACCUGAUGGUCAUGAAAUAAUCUUUCACAGUUGGAUGCGCCCUCUUGAGGUGAUCAAGGGUCACCAAUCCGAGCAACUCUUUCUUCCUCCCCCACAAUGGUAUGAAAUAGGCAGACUUUGCCGAUUUAUCCACCUCCAAGAUUUGCAACAAUUUAGCCAAGAUCGUUCUGUAGAAGGUUGCGAGCGAUGGUUUCCCAUCCGUCUACUUGCAUCUGAUGGUUUUGCCACCCUGUUACCUGGGGAUGAUCUUUAUCCAGAAGAUCCAGAUUUAACAGGGGAAACAGAAUUAAACCUCACUACCUCCAAAUCUCUGAAUCAAGCACGGCUGGAAGUUAGCAGACUGCACCGAAUAGAAUUCAGAAAACCUCAUGACGGUGCUCUGUAUGUGAAUAUUGAACCCCAAUAUAAACAUGUCCACUCAUUAAUGAUGAACAGUCAUCAUGAUAGUCAUCUCUGAAUUAUCUGACCAGGAAGCAAAAAAAAAACUCUGAAGUAAAAUAUCAUUGCAUUGUUCAAAACAAUCUGUUUAAUUUUAAUUACAUUUUCCCCAAUACAAAGAAAGCAAUAUCAGAGCAAAAACACAUUAAGAAAGCCACGGUCAAAUGAUUACAACUUAAAACCACUAAAUCUUUCUGAAUAUUCUAGCAGGUCCAAGAGAACAUAUGGAGGAGAGAAAUGUUCUCAGAAUAGUAAAAAGCUGGGGGGAAAAAUCCAAAUGGGAAUAAUCAGCAUGCACGAAGAGCAACACAAAAUCAUGAUAAUCUUAAGUAGACACAAAAAGCUGGUGUAACUCAGCAGGUUAGACAGCAUCUCUGGAGGUGAUGUUUUGGGUUGAGACCCUUAUAUCUUACCUCUUAUCUUCUAAAUCUUAUCUCUAAACAAUUAAUUUGUGAAUGUCCAAAAUUUACCACGCUUACUCACGAGGAGCCACCACCCAUUGUAUAAAUCAGUUUCCCCAGAUAGACGCAAAAAGUUGGAGUAACGCUGUCCCACUGAGUUACUCCAGCUUUUUGUGUCGCUAUCUUUGGUUUCAACCAGCAUCUGCAGUUCCUUCCUGCACAUUCAGUUUCCCAAGGUCUUUAUCCUGUUACAUAUAUUCCAUUUCCAACUUUUCUUAAUUCUGAUGAGGUCAUAAAUCUGAAAAAAGUAAUUCUUUAUUUCUCCACAGAUACUGCCUGUCAUUCUCAUUGCUGCAUUGUAGAAUCAUACAGCAUGGAAAUAAGUCCUUUAGCCCACUCAUCAAUGCCCAGUCCAUUCAUGCCCAGCAAGAUGCCCAUGUACAAUAGCCAUAUUUGUAUAUGUUUUGACUCUUAUCCAUCUAAAUCUUUUCAAUCCAUUCCUUCUGCUCAUAAUACAUGUAUCAACAGGCAAUGAUAUUUCAAAUAUGUGGUGUAAUAUUAAUAUCAGGGUUCUGGGAAAAUCACCGAAGCAAAUUGCAGCAUCAAAUGACAAUUAAAAAUGAUUAAUCAA